Molecule: messenger RNA, 1320 nt
Organism: Leptopilina heterotoma
Lineage: Eukaryota; Metazoa; Arthropoda; Insecta; Hymenoptera; Figitidae
Product: DNA polymerase III PolC-type-like
Exons: 1
Coding region: 1-1320 (439 amino acids)
Molecular function (GO): 3'-5' exonuclease activity; nucleic acid binding
Source: RefSeq, a predicted model, not a curated record
AUGAAAUUCAAAAUUUCGCAAAUUAACGACCACUCUAGUGUUCCUGCAUCUAGUCAAGCAAACGAAUCUUUGAAUAGCAUUAUAUCCCAUCAGCUUCCAAAGAAUAAAAGUUACAGUACGACAAAUUCCGCCGAUUUUCGCGUUGCAUCAGCUAUUGCAGUGAAGAAUGAAGGGAACUCUUAUUUAACUGAUGUUAGAACCAGACUUGGACUUCCUGAAGCCGAACACCUCGAGAAAUACUGCAAAGAAGUAGAUGUUACUAGAGCAAAAAAAUGUCUGAAAUCUAAAACUUACGAAUUUAAAAAACGAAGAUUGCAACUCACUGAAAAUAGAGAAAAUCUAAGAAAAAAAUUGGAAAGUCAAGAAGGCAUUACUUAUGAGGGAAACAUUGCAUUCGAAAAUAAUUCUCAACUCAUUUGUCUCAGUCCGCUUAGCGAAAAUUCUGCUUUAGCAAUUGAAAAUUGUUCAAUUAUAUUCUUCGAUUUGGAAACAUCUGGACGGAAGAAGACGUCCGAUAUUCUACAAAUUGCUGCAAAAGUAGGUGAAAAAACAUUCUCUAUAUUUAUUCAACCUACUCAACCAGUUGAUGAAGAGGCAUCAAAGAUUAAUGGGUUUCAAAAUAUUGAUAAUGUUUUAUAUUUAAAAGGAAACAAAUGCGUUACAAUUACUAUGAUCGAUGCGCUGCUUUCUUUUUACGAAUUUCUGUCAAGAAAUUCAAAAGGGUGUGUACUGGCAGCUCACAAUGCUUGUUUUGAUGUUUCCUUUUUAAUUCGAGAAAUCCAUAAAUAUUCAUUGGCUCAGGAAUUUCAAAAAAUUAUUUAUGGUUUUUGUGAUACCUUAAGUUUAUUUCGGAAAAAAAUUCCUGAUCGCAAAGGGAAAGGAAUGUUUACCUUGUCCAAAUUAGCGCAAGAUUUUUUGACGAGUGAAGUUUCGCCUGAGAAUUUUCAUGAGGCAUUGUAUGAUGUAAUUGUCUUAGAACAAUUAGUCGUGUCUCUUGCAAAGGAAAACGACUUAUUCCUACAUUCGACAGAUUAUGUUUCUUCAAUAAAUAAGUCGAUUUUAGAUAAGCAAGUAGCCUUGAGAACGAAAUCAUUCCAUCCACUAAAAGGAAAAGUUACAGAUUAUCUUAUAAAAAAACUCGCUUCCUCAGGACUAACAUUCGAAAAUUUAUUAAAAAAAUACAAAGACAGCGGAGAAGAAGGAAUUACUUUGUUACUUACUGAUCGACAGAAUAAUAAGAAACCACUUGUAGGGAACAAGAAAACUACAUUGAUAAAGUUAAUAGAUUGUAUCAAGAGUGCAUAUAGCCAAAAAGAUUAA